Messenger RNA from Mollisia scopiformis, 1525 nucleotides. RefSeq names its product S-adenosyl-L-methionine-dependent methyltransferase. The coding region runs from base 228 to 1328 and encodes 366 amino acids. Lineage: Eukaryota; Fungi; Ascomycota; Leotiomycetes; Helotiales; Mollisiaceae. The record is from RefSeq and is a predicted model, not a curated record. The transcript has 4 exons. Gene Ontology annotation, molecular function: methyltransferase activity.
UCGAAGUGCUUAGAUCCUUCACCGCUGCUCUGAUUUCCAAGGCUGAGCCCAGCUGAUGCAGCCCCACUGCUCGAAGACUCAGUGGCGUGCUGAGGAAGCAGGGGCAUAUCUUUCGCCCACAGUGUGGCCCAUCAAGAUGGUUUCCGAAUUGUUUUCUAUCAGUCAUCUCUCAAGCAUCGAGCCGCCAAUGUACGUUAAUGUCGGGACAACCAGAUCUGCUCUAGACGAUGGCAGAGAUCGACCCAGUCCAGAAAGCUGAGGAACCUCAGCAGCGGUCCCCAAGAUCGCCGACCGAGUCGCCCACUGCUCCAGCACAAUCGACAUUCCAGCAGACCCAAGCAGACAUCGUCGCACAUCAAGCGCAAACCACGAUCGAAGCCGCACACGACUCCGAAGACGCUGGCUACGAAACCGACGCCGAGUCCCGUGCCUCGACAUCAAUCUCUUCCUCUGUACGAGACUUCGCAUUUGAAAAUGGCAGACGAUACCACAAAUUCAGAGAAGGGACAUAUCAAUUUCCCAACGACGAGAGUGAACAAGAAAGAGAGGACAUGAAGCAUGCGAUGGUCGUGAACCUUUGCGGCGGGAAGCUGCACUACGCCCCUUUGGAGAAUCCGCAGAAUAUCAUUGAUGUCGGCACAGGGACUGGAAUCUGGGCUAUUGAUAUGGGUGACGAAUAUCCAAGUGCCCAGGUUUUGGGUAUUGAUCUGAGUCCAAUUCAACCUGCGUGGGUGCCUCCCAACGUCAGGUUCAUGGUGGACGAUGCAGAAAGUCGUUGGCUACAUCCACUCGAUUCUUUCGACUUUAUUCACAUUAGGCAUAUGAACUCCUCUAUAAAGAAGUGGCCUAAGCUUUUGACAGAAGCAUAUGAUCAUAUUCAACCCGGCGGCUGGAUCGAGCUUCAAGAAUUGGAAUUCGUAACGCUAUGCGACGACGGCACUAUGAAAGACGAUUACACCGUUUACAGAUUCUUGACUCUCAUCAAGGAAGGGCUUGCAGUAUUUGGUGUCGACUUGCUUGCUAUGAGGCGCAAUGCAGAAUUGCUUCGCGACGCGGGCUUCGUCAAUGUUGAAGAGAAAGUCUUCAAGAUUCCCCUCGGCAUAUGGCCGAGAAACAAGACAAUGAAAUUGAUAGGGCUAUAUUUGAGGAGUGUCAUCUACGAUGGAUUACAAGGAAUUGCUUUGGGCCCGUUCACACGGGCUCUCAAAUGGACACCAGAAGAGGUGGAGCUGUUCUUGGUGGAUGUCAGAAAGAGCUUGAUGGAUGCGAGCACACAUUCGUAUCUUCCAUUCCAUGUUGUAUAUGGCCAAAAGCCUCUCAAUGCUUGAGCUCGAACACUGGAUGUCGUUUACUGCCUCGAUCAUUCGAGUACUAGCUAUUGUUUACAAACAUGGAUAAGGUUAUCUUUUCCCGACAAUCUCUGCCGAUUAAGGUGCAGCGACAUCUCUUGACUCCAGGCACAGGACACAUGAAGUUAUGGAGACGAAAAAAGAACAACUACAACCCACAGCUGGAGCUACGGCCA